This is a messenger RNA of Monosiga brevicollis MX1, 576 nucleotides long. RefSeq lists its product as uncharacterized. Lineage: Eukaryota; Choanoflagellata; Craspedida; Salpingoecidae. Bases 1 to 576 code for a protein of 191 amino acids. The transcript has a single exon. The record is from RefSeq and is a predicted model, not a curated record.
AUGGGCGUUGUGAGGGAUUGCGGUGGCCGUUGGGGCCGGGUCGAUGGGUUGGGCGGGAUGGUGGUUGUGAUGGUGGCCUUGGGCAAGGCGCAGAGCUGGCAGAAGGGCAAGGUUGGCAUGCAAGGCGGCGGCAGCCUGGCGAACCGCAUCGUAGAGUUCAGCGUCCUCUUCUUCAAGGAGGCCUGCUUCCAGGGGAGCGAGUUUUUGAUCGAGGUUGCUGAGGAGGUCAGCGGUGACGGCGAGGAGACGGGGGCGGUGGGAUGGGAUGGCUUCGGAAGCCAAGUCAACGAGGGCCAAGUUGACGAGCUCCAGGGAUCGUGGCAAGUGGCGGGGCUCACAGCGUGGGGUGAGGCGGGCCACGGCUUGCCAGAGGAGCAGGCGAAGCCAGGGCGGGGCUUCGGCAUGACGCACGGGGGCAACGAGUGCGAGGAGGGAGUCACGAGGAUGGCAAACCUCAACAACCGUCAUCAGCCAAUUAUCAAGUGCUUGAUAGGCUGCUGUGUGUUCGGGAAGAUGCUCGGGGGCAUGCUGGGCGAGGAGGGACAGCAUGUCAGCGAGGAGCAUGUCACAGAGUGA